UGAAACUGUUGGAACUGAGCUAUGAAACUCUAUUACGUUACGCUUUUUAUUUGUUCUCCCGACUUAUAUUAUCAUAUCAUAUCGACUGUCCACGUGAGACGACUAAGAUUUUUCUCUUUCAAGUCUAUGCUGAGUAAUCCUCAUAUGGUAUUGUUAAUAACUUAUCAGAGAACACAAUAGAUUUAGUUAAAUGAAGUACCUAAAAACAAAGCAUAUAUAUGUAUAUCCAUGUAACCUAUUCAUUUUCUUAUCUACAUGUUUGAGAAUCAUAAUUUUCUUAGAAUAAUACCAACACGAGCCGGCCCGGAAAUGUUUUAACUGAGCACUUACACCGUCUAGAGCCACCGCCAUUCUUUCCAUGCAAAGAGAUGGCGCACGUGUACCCAGGGCUGUGCUUGACCACAAACUGGUCAAUCAUGUGCUUGAGGUCAAAAUAUUUAUAAAUAAUUUAGGGGCCAUUUUGACAAGAAUCAUUGUUAGUCCAGUGGUUUAGUAUGCUUAUUCAUUGGUCAAGAUCAUGUGUUCGAACUUCAAACCACCAUAAUAUCACUUUUGGAGCCAAAAUUUUUUCCUUGCUUCUAACCUCUAAAAAAUCAGGCGCCCUGCGUGCACUUAACGAAUCGUCUCCUCCAUGCAGGACCCAUAAUAUUCCCUUCGACGUUUCAUCUUCUUCUUUAGCAAUAAGAACGAGGAGCAUGCCCUCUACUGCUCCAAAGACAGCCCCAUAAGAGGCCACUCGGAACUAAUUUUUCUUCUCUCAAGUACUUCGCAUAAACACACGGUCUAAAGUUGAAAGCAUUUUGCAUAUAAUGUUAAAGUACUUUUAAAACUUCAAUUAUAUUUUUAUGAAAGACCAGGUCACAUCCUAUCUAUACUAUUAGGUGCAAAGUAAUUUUUUGCAUUCAAACUCUCACGGUAAAAAUUAAAGCGGUUAAAGUCAUUGUUACCUUAAUGAAUUUUUAUAUAAUUUAUUAUAUAUUUUAAAACAAAAUUAAUGUUAUAUUGCAUAAAUAUUUUUUUAAAAAAUAAGAUAAUCCAUAUAUAUAUUGUGUUAUCCAGAUAUAAUAUUUCUUACUAUAAAAGUUAGAAAUUAAGAUAUAAAUAAUUUAUAAAGGAGAUCCACUAAAAGAACACAAGUAUGGCAACACAUCCCCCUCAGACAAUCAGUUCACAUAGCUGAAAAUCUGGAUUUGCAGAGCGCGCUGGUCCUGCUCAGGAAGAACUUAUGCCUCCCACCAAUUGGAAUCAGGAUCAACAUCCUCUCUUGGGUGUAUUGGGCCACCUGGAGCGCUAGAAACAAACUCAUCUUCGAAAACAAGACAAACCGCCCUAUAGAAAUUGCAACAAAAGGAUUAGCAUCUGCUAGAGAAUGGGAUCAAGCCCAGUCUGUAGAAAAAUCGACAAACCUAGCUACAUCUACCUCCAGAAUCGAUCGCCACCGAGAAGUGAGGUUUCUCACACCGCUCUCGUGCUCAGUAGACGCAGUCUGGGAUGCAGCCACAAACAGAGCAGGAAUCGCAUGGAUCGUGGAUGGACCACCACCCCGAGCUCCCCGAUCGGGAUCCCAAAUCAUCAAAAACGUAGCUUCCCCCGGCUGAAAGCCUAGCUCUCCAAAUAGGAAUCGAAAGCGCUAUUGAAGCAAGAAUCUCCAGCAUCACUUUCUUCUCCGAUUGUUCAACGCUCAUCAGAGCUAUUAACAACAAACUACAUUACAAGAAAGUCUAUGGUGUUUUAAACGACAUCGAUCAAGCUUCCUCUGAGUUUGUCUCUAUGUAUUUCCAGCAUAUCCCUUGUUCCCAGAACAUGACUGCUGAUUCUUUAGCUAAACAUGCCUUAGAAGCCCACUCUAUUGUAUCUGAACUCUCAUUGGACUGGUCCUUGGGCUAAAAAAACCCUUCCUAAGUCCUUAAUAUAAUUAUUAGUUGCUCAAAAGAAUUAUUUAUAUCUUAAUAGACGUCAACAUUGAUGAUUACUUGCUGAUUAAAUUAACGUUACACUAUUUUCCUCAGGUUCUUCAGCUAAAACAACGGGUUGAUGAUGCUAAGCGAGAGAUUCAACAUUUGGGUGAAAGAGUAGAAAGAGGCUUGAGAACAGUCCCAUUUCUUUAUCAGUUUCUGGUGAAACCAAUGAAGCACCAAAAGCAGUGAUAACUACAAUAACCUCUUUUAUGUGGUACUGGAAAACAACUACAUUAACGGAGUAGAAUGGGUGAAUCUAUACAUUUAAAAUUAAUAGCUUAAUAUAGUACUUUUAAUUGUAUUAAGUAGUGUUCUGAUUAAGAGAAAAAUAUAGUCGUAUCUAUGAUUUUUACAACUGAAAAUUAAUUUGCAUCAAAAUUAAGAGAGUUUAUUGCGAGGCGGAUUUCUAAAGAUUUUUAAAAUUUUCAUAAUCCUUUGUUAUUGGUUACCGGAUUCUUAAAUUCUGAAUAAAAAUUAUUGUUAUUGGUUAAUAGAUAUUUAGAUCUGUAUUUUUUUUUCUAAUUCUAUUACAAUCUAUGUUAUCGAAAGAUGGAUUCUCUACAUUUUCACUCAUGUACCAAAACAUUCAAAAUAUCAGUGAUCUACAUGAGAUUCUUAGAAUUAACACUUAAAAAUGAAUACACAUUCAAACAAAACAAGGAAUAUGGAGACGUGGAAACAAACUAUCAAAAAUUAAAUGAGAUAAUAGAUAAGAUAAUACGAUGAUUAUAAAGUGAUUUAAAAAAAAAAUUGGUUCACUGAUCAUGAGUUUAUUAAUCAUUUAAUCAAAAUCAUAAAAAUAAAUAUUUUAAUGACUUAAAUUAAUAUUAUUGAAUUAUUACUAAAUUUUAUGUUACUAAAAACAGUAUUGAGAUUUUAGAUUUUCAAACUAUUUAAAUUUAAAAUAAUAUUUUAAAUGUUUCUAAUUAUUAUUCAAAUUUCUUAUAUUGUAUAUAUAAUAUAUAUUUUAUUUAAUAUUUAUAUCCGCGAAUUCGCAGACAAACCACCUUGAAAGAUUAGUUUAUAUUCGGACUGUUUGCUUUCAAUUGCUUUGUUUAGUGUUAUUCCUCCAAAAGUUCCUAACUAAAAGCAUAUCCUCAAACCUUUUUUAAUUUUGUCACAUAAGUGUUUAUAUAAUUUGAUAAUUCUUUAUUCCUCGACCAAAAGAAAGUUAAACGAAGAAACUUACACAUUAUGGCUGAUGCGACAGAGAAAGUCGAGCACAACCGUAUUUUCAAGAAAUUUGAUGCUAACGGCGAUGGUAAAAUCUCAGCAGCUGAACUCGAAGAAGCUCUCGAGAAACUUGUCUCAGUGACUCACGAUGACGUGAAUCGUAUGAUGACUGAAAUUGAUACUGACGGUGAUGGAAACAUAUCGUAUCAAGAAUUCACCGAUUUUGCAAGUGCCAAUUGUGGAGUUAUGAAGGAUGUUGCCAAAAUUUUCUAAAAUAGUACUUAUCAUUGUCUUUCGUUUGAGAAUGUCUAAUACCUUUUCAAUAUGAGAUAUUUGGUUCUAAGCAUUGUCAUAAAAAGUUUGUUGCUCUUACUCCUUUUUGUAAGUGAAUUUAUUUUAAAUCCUACAAAUUCAAUGUGAUCAUUGCGAUGUGAGGUGAAUGACCUUUUUUUAUGUUUCGCUAAAAUGUUUCUUCUUCUUCAAAGUUUCUUUAAUUUAACUCAAAGUCGAAGUACUUCAAGCGAAUCCAAGAUCAGAAUAUCAGCCUAACACAUUAGAACAAUAACAUGGAGAAGAGCUUGACGCACUUGCAAGAACGUGCGUUUCUAGUGACCCUUCCAAGUAAAACGUAUGUUAUUUUAUCUGUCUUUUACUUCUUGUUAAGUAUACAUACCAAACCAUCAUUUUGAUGUUCAUGUUAAGAGUUCAAGACAUUGAUCCAUGCAAAAAAGCACUGAUAGAUGAUUCGGGUGCCUGGUUCAAGAACGAGUUAGUUCUCCUGGUGAGUCCGACCUAUAGUGAUCCUCUGACAAGUAAACAUGAUUAAAAAUUUAUGGCA
Messenger RNA from Brassica napus (rape), 3969 nucleotides. Its product is annotated as probable calcium-binding protein CML29. Gene Ontology annotation, molecular function: calcium ion binding. The record is from RefSeq and is a predicted model, not a curated record. NCBI's taxonomy places the organism in Eukaryota, Viridiplantae, Streptophyta, Magnoliopsida, Brassicales, Brassicaceae. Bases 3153 to 3404 code for a protein of 83 amino acids. The transcript has a single exon.